Messenger RNA from Zychaea mexicana, 2091 nucleotides. Its product is annotated as acyl-CoA dehydrogenase/oxidase C-terminal. Gene Ontology annotation, molecular function: fatty acid binding; acyl-CoA oxidase activity; FAD binding. Gene Ontology annotation, biological process: lipid homeostasis; fatty acid beta-oxidation using acyl-CoA oxidase. The record is from RefSeq and is a predicted model, not a curated record. Bases 1 to 2091 code for a protein of 696 amino acids. The transcript is spliced from 8 exons. Gene Ontology annotation, cellular component: peroxisome. Lineage: Eukaryota; Fungi; Mucoromycota; Mucoromycetes; Mucorales; Lichtheimiaceae.
AUGACAUUCGACAACAACACUCCCACCAAGUUCCCUAACCUUCCACCCAAGGGUCCUGACGGCGACUUGCUCUUGGCCUCGGAGCGUGCAAAGGCCACUUUUGACGUCAAGGAGCUGUCAAAGUUCAUGUACACGGAACAAUACUUGAGCAAGAUGGAUAAGAUCGUUGACAUUCUCGAGAACGAGCCUGCUUUCGACAAGUCAGACCGCUUCCAUCACAGCCGCCCUGAAAAGAUUGCUGCUUCCUUGUGGAAGGAUAAGCGUCUUAUCGAACUCACAAAAGAACACAAUUGGGAUGAGGAGGAUGUCUCCAUUGCCAAUUUCUUGUAUGAUAUGUCCUCUCCUUUCACCCUUCACUACAGCAUGUUCAUCCCCACCCUGAAGAACCAGACCACCGAUGAACAAAAGAAGCUUUUCCUCGAGCCCGCAUUGAAGCAUCACAUCAUUGGCUGCUAUGCUCAAACUGAGAUUGGCCACGGUUCCAACGUCCAGGGUUUGGAGACGACCGCUACUUACAUCAACGAGACGAAUGAAUUCGAGAUCCACUCGCCUACCUUGACCUCCUCCAAGUGGUGGAUCGGUGGUCUUGGUAAGGCUGCCAACCACGCUAUCGUCAUGGCCCGUCUUAUCUUGAACGGCAAGGAUUAUGGACCGCACCCCUUCUGCGUUCAGAUCCGUAGCCUCGAAGACCAUCGUCCUUUGCCUGGCAUCACCGUGGGUGAUCUUGGUCCCAAGUUUGGUUUCAACAGUGUCGACAAUGGCUUCAUCAUGUUUGAUCAUUACCGUAUUCCUCACGUUUCCUUCUUGGCCAAGUAUUCUCAAGUGAAGCCCGGCAGCGGUGAAUAUGUCAAGCCACCCAAUGCCAAGCUCUCCUACGGAACGAUGGUCUUUGUUCGUGCAAACAUUGUUUUGGGUGUCCGUAUGGCUAUUGCACGAGCCGCCACUGUUGCCGUCCGUUACUCGGCCGUCCGUCAACAGUUUGUUGAUGCUGCCAAUCCCCGCAAGUGGGAUAACAAGGUCAUUGAGACCCCCGUCUUGGAUUAUACCAUGCAGCAAUACCGUGUUUUGCCUGCUGUCGCCACUGCCUACGCAUGCUACUUUACUGGCCGUGACAUGAUGCGUCUUUACGACUUGAACCAAGCUGAAAUGGCCAAGGGUAACUUUGGUCUUCUUGCUGACUUGCACGCCAGCUCUUCUGGCUUAAAGUCGCUCACCACAACCAUGGCUAUCAGCACCAUCGAAGAUAUGCGCAGAGCUUGCGGUGGUCACGGCUACAGUAUGUUCUCUGGUUUGGGCCAGUUCUACCAAGACUAUCUUCCUAACGUUACCUGGGAAGGUGAUAACUACAUCUUGACUCAGCAGACCGCUCGUUACUUGUUGAAGACUUACCGCAACGUUGUCGCUGGCAAGGCUACCGCAUCCGAGCACAACCACACUAUCAACUACUUGAUCCAAUAUCUGCAGAACCCGAAUGCCAAGUGCCCUGCCACCACGGGCGCUGACCUGCUCAACCCCGAAUUGAUCUUGGCCGCCUUUGGUUUCCGUGCUGCUUACGGCAUUGCCAAGGUUGCCGAACAGAUCGACAACCAGGGCCGCUCGUGGAACUCGAUGCUCGUCGAAAUCAACCGUAUCUCGCGCGCACACUGCCAGUUCAUGUUGGUCCGUACCUUUAUCGUUUCGCUCCAGAACGAUGAGCGUUUGGCCAAACCCGAGAACCGUGCUUUGCUCAAGACCCUCCGUUCCUUGGCCUCGCUCUUUGCCUUGCACACCAUGGAGCAGGAAUUGGCCGAGUUCCUCACCCCUGGCUACAUUUCCACUGAACAGACCGUCUUGUUGAAGCAGCAGGUCAUUGCCUUGUUGGAGGAAAUCCGACCUAAUGCCGUUUCCUUGGUCGAUGCCUUUGCUCUUCCCGAUUACUACCUCAACUCUGCUCUCGGCCGUUACGACGGUAAGGUUUACCAGGCUUACACAGCUGCUGCCGAGCGUGAACCCCUCAACCAAACUCAGGUUGUGGAGGGUUACGAUCAGUUCAUCAAGCCCCUCGUGCACGACGGUUUGAAGUCUGGCAGCUCCCAGGUGGCCAAGCUCUAA